This is a messenger RNA of Periophthalmus magnuspinnatus, 2351 nucleotides long. RefSeq names its product leiomodin 3 (fetal) (gene lmod3). The transcript is spliced from 3 exons. The record is from RefSeq and is a predicted model, not a curated record. Gene Ontology annotation, biological process: pointed-end actin filament capping; myofibril assembly; muscle contraction. The coding region runs from base 304 to 2256 and encodes 650 amino acids. Gene Ontology annotation, cellular component: myofibril; striated muscle thin filament. NCBI's taxonomy places the organism in Eukaryota, Metazoa, Chordata, Actinopteri, Gobiiformes, Gobiidae. Gene Ontology annotation, molecular function: tropomyosin binding.
UUCCCCCUCCCUCCAAUUGCACCUGCUCCUGUCAAUCAGCGCUUUUCUAUGCCCGAAGCAACUGUCACCCCUUGCGAUUCUGACAACCGGGCCAGCUGGGAGCAAGGCACUGAAAAAAGAAUGUUAGCGUGUAUUCCCCCCCUAGACUGUGCCUUAAAUAUCUUCCAUGCAAUUCACCAUAGUUAAUUAUAGCUUCCACAUGAGACAGAGGUAGACCCCACUCGGUUGGACUGGCCAGUUUGCUCUUCGCUUAACCGCACUCAAGAUCUCUACUUGGUGUUGUAAAAAACCAAAGUGCCCAAAAUGUCUAAGGUAGAAGAGAUUGAGGAUUUAAAUGAAGAAGAUAUUGAUGAAGAUGAGCUCCUUGCUAUGCUGUCACCAGAGGAGCUUAAGGAGCUUCAGAGUGAAAUGGAUAUUAUGAUUGCUCCGGAUGAAACCGUACCUGUGGGACAAAGGCAAAAAGACCAGACAGAAAAGGCUCCAACAGGAUCAUUUGAUCAUCGGUCGCUUGUUGAUUACCUAUACUGGGAGAAAGAAUCAAAACGAAUGCUUGAGGAGGAGAGAGUGCCUGCUACUUUGCUACCAAGUGAGAAAAUUCUAAGGGAAGAGGCUGAGAAAAAAGAACAAGAAGAAACAGCUGAUAAUGAGGACAUUGUGUAUGAAGUGAUAGAAGAGGUAAUAACAGAAGAGGGUAUAGACGACGAUGGCACGGAGGAGAUAAUUGAAGAAAUUAUUGAAGAAAUUAUUGAGGAAGAAGUGGAAGAAACGUGUCCAAAAAGUGAUGAAACAGAGAAGAAAACUGUCACAACAGAGCAAGCAAAUACCACUACAGAAGUUACAAAAGAAAAGGAAGAGACUGAGAGUAAAGAAGUAAUUGAAAAGAGCAAGGAUGACAAGCAAAGUCCUGAAGAUACGGAAAAGACAAAAGAACCGAGCGUUCAAACUGAGAUUUCACACUCAGAAGACAGUAAACAGCAAGCAGAAGAAGAGGUCAAAGGAGCACAAGAAGAGGUCAAAGGAGCAGAUUCGCCUUCUCCUGCUGAUGAGGUGAAGGAAUCCACUUACAAACCGCCUCCGAAAGAAGAAAUGAAAAUAAACAAAUUAAAAAUUCCACAGCUAGCACUGCCAAAUAUAAAAAUGACUUCAAGACCUUCGGGUAACGAGACAAACUUGGACUCCACUCUCGACAAAAUUCGCAAUAACAAGCCAUCUGUAACUGAGGUCAACCUUAAUAACAUAGAAAACAUUCCCAAGGAGAUGCUACUAGAUUACGUCAACGUCCUGAAGAAGAACAAGCAUGUGAAAACUUUUAGUAUAGCCAACACAGGUGUGGAUGAAAACAUCGCUUUCCACAUCGCAAAUAUGUUGAGGGAAAACCGCAGCAUCACAACAUUAAACAUUGAGUCAAAUUUCAUCACAGGGAAAGGAAUUGUGGCUAUAAUCCGCUGCCUUCAGUUCAACGAGACGCUGACAGAGCUGCGUUUUCACAACCAAAGACACAUGCUAGGUCAUCAUGCCGAAAUGGAGAUCUCUCGCUUGCUCAAAGCCAACAACACAUUACUGAAGAUGGGCUACCACUUUGAACUGCCUGGUCCAAGAAUGGUGGUGACAAAUAUAUUGACGAGGAAUCUGGAUAUGCAGAGACAGCUGAGAAAGGAGGAGCAGAAACAGCAACAGUUAAAAGAACAAAAAGAGAUGCUACAGAUGUACGAAAACAGUCUUAAUCUACCACCUGGUCUACUACAAAUGCUGGGAUAUCCCAUAGAAGUGUUACAAGAACAUGGGGUAAUUCCCCCAUUGGAGGCUCUUACUGAAUCAAAAGUACAGCAUGAAGCAAAUAUACAGCACGACAAAGGGCCUCAAAAGCAGCUUAAGCACAAGAGCAUUCCCAAACCCAAGCAAGAAUCAGCAAAGAACAACCCAUUAAAGGACGUCCAACUGAAGAAAACGCCCAAGAAGAGAGACCCCUUUUUAGACAUAGACCCCCGAGAGAGGGCCGAUAACAAGUCGGGUUUUCAGCUUAAGAAGACCCCCAGAGUGAAGGAUACAGCAGGCGAAGGGGCGACAGAUGAAAAACCAAACCUGGGAGCUCUUAUAAAGACUUUGAAACCGGUUCCACGGAGAAGAGUGCCCCCAAAAGUCGAUGUCACUCCAAGAGACAUGCUUCUAAACCAGAUUAAGCAGAGCAACGUGGCAUACCUCAAAUCUGUGCCACUCCCUAAAGCACUGGAAUCAAGUGAAACGAGUCUCAUUUAAGGCUUGAUCCAUUUAUUAUUAUGUAUUCACUUUGGAUGUGUCCAACCAGUUAACCUGUCACUAUGUACCCACACACCCAAGUUGUUCAUCUCUGU